Aspergillus novofumigatus IBT 16806 is the source of this 1104-nucleotide messenger RNA. RefSeq lists its product as uncharacterized. The record is from RefSeq and is a predicted model, not a curated record. The transcript is spliced from 4 exons. Bases 1 to 1104 code for a protein of 367 amino acids. NCBI's taxonomy places the organism in Eukaryota, Fungi, Ascomycota, Eurotiomycetes, Eurotiales, Aspergillaceae.
AUGGGUAGUUUUGUCCCUCUUUCACCGGCUGUGGGCACGUCUUUCGGGAGCUGCAGUGCAAUGACUCGAGACAACGUUAGAGAAUUAUUUCAUACCCUCCAAGUCAACCCCCUGUUUAUCAUGAACUUGCUAGGGCGCGUUGACUACUGGGCGCCGCAAACAGAAUGGCAUACAGACGAUGAUGGCAAUUUUCUAGCUUGUGACUUCUUCUGCCAGCAUCCGCGUUGGAACUUGUACUUUCUAGGUGCACCCCUAUCAGUCUAUAUGCGCUAUAAUGCUGCUCUCAAGCUUACCACUUAUAUUAUAUCGCACAAAAAUGGAGAUUCCAGUAUAAGAGUCUUGACUGAGAUUCUAGGCAGCGCUAUGAAAACUGCCCCUAUGCAGAUCAACAAGAUCGAUGACUACCUCUCAGACCCAGAAACCGGCGACCGACACCAACUGAGCGAUUUUAUCAAACAGUUACAACAUGCAAAAGAAACUAAUGCGGAGUGUCACCUUAAUAAUGCAGACGUCUCCAUUGUAACAGCAACCACAAUUCGCACUAUCCAUACUCGCCUGCAUGAAGCUAUAUCAUGCCCCUCUCACGUCUAUGAGAGAGCAGCCAACACGAUUAGCCACGUUAUUGGGUCUAUGCAAAAACAGAAGAUCUGGUUACUGAGUUACAAGUCACGCCAGAAUAGCACCUUAAUGUUAGCGUCUAUCCUUGUGGGGCAGCAAGACGCAGCCAGUAAUAUACUGCUUGCCACUAGUAUGAAGCAGGAUAGUACUAGCAUGAGUGCAAUUGCUGCUCUUACAAUGGUGUUUCUCCCCGGGACAUUUACAGCGGCUGUUUUAGAUGCUGGUAUAUUCGCGUCCUCGGAGAAUAGCACACACAUAACGGUCACAGGGUUGUGGUGGCUAUGGCUUGUCCUUACCCUCCCUCUGACGCUUCUUGUGAUUGCUUCCUGGUGGUGGUACAAGAAAAGAAAGGAAUCGAAGGGACUGGCGCCGAACUUCAGGACCGAAGAUGAUAAUGGCAUUGAACAUCCUCCCCUGAACAAUAUGAAUAUUCUCCGGACGUGGAUCCGGCGACGUAGAGCCUUAGGUAGGCUUAUAAGGGGAUGA